AGAGAGAGUGAGAGUGAGAGAGAGAGAGAGAGGCCGGAGAGCUCGUCGGCGAUGGCCACCACCACCUCCACCACCGAUCCAAGCUCCGAUGAGCCGAGGAACACCUGGGUCUUGACGUCAGGCAUCGACUCCGAUGCAGUGGCAACAGCAAGGCAAUGGCUUGAGGACGCUGCUGGGCAGGCCAUUGUUCUUAAGCAGGAUCUACUCGCCGCCGCCCGUACCGCCGGAAGACGGAUCCUCGCUGCAUCGUCCUCUGGUUUCCACGAAACGAAGGAAGCGGUGGAAUGGAUCAAGAUGGAGUAUGCUGCUCGUGAGGAUGAAUUGUUUUCGAAGAUUAAAGAGGGCGUUGCAAUUGCUGCUGCACACCCGAAUCUUUCUGCUGGGGUUACCGUGAGUUUGGGGCUUGUUGCGUUCAAAGCACCUCGGAGAUUCCUAAUUCACAAUACAAGAAGAUUAUUUGUCAGCGAGGAGUUUUUGCUCUCUCAAGCUGAAGCUAAAGUGAAUCAGUUACGACAAUCUGUCAAUAGCGUGAAGAAUGAUAUAAAGAAAUUUGAGGAAAGAGCUUCAAAUGCCCAAAAUGAAAUGGAAAGAGGACGCCAGACCCUAAUAGAUACUGGAUCUAAAAUUCAUAGGGAAUUACGUUACAUCGACAAACUUGAAAGAGAAGCAAUGGGUCUGAAAGAGUUUAUUAGUGAACUUCCCAGAAGAGAAGCAUCUGAAUAUCGAUCUCAGGUUUCUGGCGUCAUCUCUAAAGUCAAAGAAGACAAAAAAGUUCUUCGUCAAGUUAUCUCAAAGAUGGUUAAUUAUGGAAUUUCAGUAUGACUAUCCAAUCUUGUCUCAGGUUACCUUCGGGUUUUUUUUUCUGCUUAGAAUUGUGCAGUAUUGCAGUGCGUAUUGACCUUGCCAGACAGAGUGUUUAAUGUACUUCCAUGGUAACAAAGGAAGUUCAAAUUUUCUUGUUGUUUUGAGUUUGUACUCAGCAAAUCCCAAAUAAAUUUUCUAUAAUAAACAAUUUUAUACUUAGGACAUGUCCUUAUUGCAGUUGGUUUAUUUAUUGAGUUGCGAGAUGACUUUGCUGACA
Dioscorea cayenensis subsp. rotundata (Guinea yam) is the source of this 1081-nucleotide messenger RNA. RefSeq lists its product as uncharacterized. The record is from RefSeq and is a predicted model, not a curated record. Bases 52 to 822 code for a protein of 256 amino acids. The transcript has 9 exons. Lineage: Eukaryota; Viridiplantae; Streptophyta; Magnoliopsida; Dioscoreales; Dioscoreaceae.